Mollisia scopiformis is the source of this 1581-nucleotide messenger RNA. RefSeq names its product MFS multidrug transporter. The coding region runs from base 1 to 1581 and encodes 526 amino acids. The transcript has 4 exons. Lineage: Eukaryota; Fungi; Ascomycota; Leotiomycetes; Helotiales; Mollisiaceae. Gene Ontology annotation, molecular function: transmembrane transporter activity. The record is from RefSeq and is a predicted model, not a curated record. Gene Ontology annotation, biological process: transmembrane transport.
AUGCACUCUGACCUCGAGAAGCAAGAAACUCACGAAGGACACCUUUACGAUGGCUACCCCGAUUAUCGAAUGGGGCUUGACGAAGAGGAAUCCACAGCAGAGAUCUCAAUAUCGAGACAACGAACUAGAAUCACCGAUCCUCGAUCGCUUGCAACAAGAAUUGCAAGUCAUGAAUCAAGACAGCCGAAUUUCUAUCACCCGUUAGAGCACACACCCACCACUCGAAAUGUCAUUGUCGAUUUCGAUGGACCGGAUGAUCCAUAUAGACCCAUGAAUUGGCCGUUUUAUAAGAAGGCCUACACAACUUUGAUUUAUGGUUUGGUAACCAUGGGAGCCACAUGGGGCAGCAGCAUAUAUUCCUCAGCCAAUGAGAAGAUUUCAGAAAAAUAUCAUAUCGGUUCUGUUGUCGCUACCCUUGGUGCACCACUGAGCGAAGUCUUUGGUCGAAGAACAGCAGUCUUUUAUCCAUACUUUAUCGGAGCCAUUUUCGCAUUCGAUAGUGCAACAGCAAAAGACACGCAAACUUUGAUGCUGACUCGAUUCUUUGGAGGAUUCUUCUCUUCAGCUCCUGUUACAAAUACUGGUGGAGUCUUGGGUGAUCUUUGGACACCGGCACAAAGAGGUCCUGCUAUGGCAGCUUAUGCAAUGGCAGUCGCCAGCGGACCUCUGGCUGCCCCAGUUGUUGGUGGGGCCAUUGUGGAUAGCUAUUUGAGCUGGAGGUGGGUAGAAUAUACAACCGGAAUACUCAUGAUGCUUAUCCUAAUCAUCGCGAUUAUCUUUGUCGAUGAAUCGUACCCUCCUGUACUCCUCGUAUACAAAGCCCGUCGACUUCGUCACGAAAAGGGGAACUGGGCACUGCAUGCCAAACAUGAAGAAUGGGACGUCUCUUUCCAACAACUUGCCACCAAAUACUUUGUUCGUCCCUUUCAACUCCUCGCUACACCAAUUACAGCCUGUAUGGCUGCAUACGCAUCGUUCGUGUACGGAAUCCUGUACCUCUGCUUCGCUGCCUUCCCAAUCGAAUUCGAAGAGGAGAGAGGAUGGAAUCACCUUGUCGGCUCUCUCCCAUUCCUUGCUACUUUGCUAGGCUGCAUCACAGGAGCAUCAGCAAACUCAAUGAAUACAAAAUACUAUAUUUCCAGAGUAGCGGCAAAUAGAGGUCGUCCCGUCCCUGAAGCAAGACUCCCACCAAUGAUGUUUGGAGCCAUCGUCUUUCCGGCAGGCUGUUUUCUCUUCGGUCAGACAUCCAGUAAACAUGUUUUCUGGCUCUGUCCUUGUAUUGGAGCAUAUCUCAUCGGCCUUGGUUUCAUCACCAUUUUCCAAUGUGCGCUCAAUUACUUGAUUGAUACUUUUCAAGUGUAUGCGGCUUCGGCAGUGGCGGGGAACACGGCACUGAGGUCAACGUUCGCAGGUGUGUUUCCGUUGUUUGCGCCAGCGAUGUUUCAUAAUUUAGGGAUCAAUUGGGCGAGUAGUUUGAUCGGGUUUGUAAGCGUGGCAUUAAUCCCGAUUCCGUUUAUCUUUUUCGUCUAUGGGAAAAGAGUUAGAGCUAUGGGGAAGUGUUCGAGGGCUAGUUGUGAAUGA